Messenger RNA from Venturia canescens, 2233 nucleotides. RefSeq names its product segmentation polarity homeobox protein engrailed-like. Gene Ontology annotation, cellular component: nucleus. The transcript has 2 exons. Bases 505 to 1677 code for a protein of 390 amino acids. The record is from RefSeq and is a predicted model, not a curated record. NCBI's taxonomy places the organism in Eukaryota, Metazoa, Arthropoda, Insecta, Hymenoptera, Ichneumonidae. Gene Ontology annotation, molecular function: RNA polymerase II cis-regulatory region sequence-specific DNA binding; DNA-binding transcription factor activity, RNA polymerase II-specific. Gene Ontology annotation, biological process: neuron differentiation; regulation of transcription by RNA polymerase II; multicellular organism development.
GGGGCCCCCUAGUUUAGACAUCACCGAGCGACGGAUGGACAGCCAGUCAGACCCGUCACGGCACUCGCUCGAGUAUAGCUCGGUAAACCCUUCGGGAAAAGCCAAACUAGCCGAAAAAAAAGCUAGCAUAUACAUAUACACUUGAUAGUGUUGCACUCUCGUGACCAGUGGUCGAGAGUCAAACGCAUCGAGUUCGCCUUUACUGUAUCAUCGUUUAUUCUCGACCGGUCUUCAACACGUGUACACAGUCUCAUCAGUGAACUUGCUAUGCAAUCGUGAUCACAUUGGGAGCAAAUAUUAGUGAAACGUGAAAGGUCCUAGUGUCUUUUAUAUCCUACGACUUCAUCCAGAGCUUGAAGGGGGGACUUUGUUGACGGAGGGUGCUCGGGGUGGCAACAGUUCGGGACACGGGGACUUUGACAUGAUUUUAUAAACGCGUGUACGGAGAACAUUUGAUUUUGAGAAGCUCGAAUAAACUGAGUGUCAAAAGUACAGCGAUAAACAAUGAGCGUGGCUCUUGCAACGAUGGAAAGCGCUUACGGGCUUCGUCUAGGCUUGGGCAUCCAUCACAAUCGUCACUCGCUUCAUCAUCAUUCCCAUCUACUUCACCACACUCCCCAUACGAGCUUUCAUCAUCACCAUCAUCAGUCGAGGUCGCUGCGUUCACCAUCGCCAGCAAGGUCGAUCGACAGCCACGUCGCAGUGGAGUCUUCAUCACCCAGAACGAUCCAUCAUCAUCGGGAUGCCGAUGAUGACGCGGCCCCACUGAGAUUCAGCGUUGACAACAUACUACGUCCGGAUUUUGGUAGGGACGCUAUAUUGAGCACGAGAACGACGAUCAAACGACCUUGCUCGUCGCCCAUUCGACCCACUGUUCAACUACCGCGUCACAGCCCACUUCCGGUCCCACGUGAUCUUAGCCUCUCCGGUGCGGCUGCAGCUAGACUCUCGUCGCCGCAAUCCUCAUCAACGAGCCCCAGCAGCUAUUCGACGCCGAUUCAUUCGAGCCGGCAAGAGAGAGAAAGUUUCAACGCCCAGUGCACAAGUGGCUCGACGUCGCCGGCGUUACCUCGACACUCGGGCGGACUCAGCAGAAGCGGAAGUCUCGAAAGCCUUGCCAGUAAUCGCAGCUCCGUCACUGGAUCUUCCUUCAAUGGUGGUGCUUCCCUCUCGUCAGGAGCUUCGACCAUUGGCUGCGGUGAAUCUGUCAGCGGUGACAGCCUCACUUCUUCCGCUACUUCCGGCAAUGCUGCACAACAAAAUAGCCCAUGGCCUGCCUGGGUUUACUGCACGAGAUACUCGGACAGACCCUCUUCCGGACCACGAACGAGACGAGUGAAGCGAACCUCGAACAGUGAGAAAGGUUCGACGUCCGACGAGAAAAGACCAAGAACGGCUUUCAGUGGGGAACAAUUGGCAAGACUAAAAGCAGAAUUUGCGGAAAGUCGUUACCUCACGGAACGACGAAGACAACAAUUGUCGCGUGAUCUCGGCUUGAACGAGGCCCAAAUUAAAAUUUGGUUCCAGAACAAACGCGCGAAAAUCAAGAAAUCGAGCGGCCAAAAAAAUCCCCUGGCCCUUCAACUCAUGGCUCAAGGCUUGUACAACCAUUCAACCGUCCCCGUCGACGAGGAUGGCGAAGAAAUUGCCGAUCCUGAGAGUCAAUCGUCCGUUUAAAAUUACAUUUUCCCGUCAUAUUUUUAGUUCGCGAAAUUGUGUGUUUCAACUAAAGAAAAAUGAAGUUUUCGCUUCUUUAAAUUAUUUAUUCAACUGUAAAUAUCGUCGCUGUGAAUAUAUUCGUCAAACACAACACGUACUUGUACACACAAUCCUAAAAUAUUACGUGAGCUCGUAAUAUAGAAAAUAUAAAUAAAUAUAUUAAUCUAUGUUCAUACAAAAACAUAUGAAUGUUGAAAAAAACGUUAUCGUAGUUUUAGGAUAAUGUACAUAGCGAUUCAUAUUGUUAAAAUAUUAUUUGUACAUUCACGAUACAACAUGCUUUACGAGGAAAAUUUAAAAACGAUCUCAUACCUCAUAAUUUAUGUAAAUAUUGGUAUAAUCAUUACACAUUCAUAUUAAUUUUAACGAUAAUUUCCGACGAUCCAUGACAAAUCUGUCAUUUGUCCCAGUUUUGAUUCCUGUCGAUUACGCAUCCUAUAUUUAUGUAUCAUAUGCAAUCAUAACGCGGACACAUGUUCCGGGAAUUAAAAAAAACACAAAUUCGAGCAUUAAA